GGAUCAUGUGACUCGUCACGUGCGUAAACAUCAGAGAUGGGAAAUGAGUCUAAAAUAGUGGUAGCAUCAUUUCAACUUUUUAGUUAAUUCAAGUACAACUCGUCGAGAGUUUGCGAUCGGACAACUGUCAGCAGUAUGAAUUCUGACUUAAGCUGUAAUUCAGUAACAGAUGAGCUUCAAGUUCUAGAAUCUGUCUUUUGUCAAAGCGGAGAAUUCACACUCCAUGAUUUGAAUGCAGAAGCAGGGUCAGCUCGAUACACAAUCACCGUAUCAGAUUCAUCAAACAAUGAACAAUCUCCCAACCUUGGCUCAACCAUAGCCAUCACCUUUGCACCAGGUCCAUGCUACCCUAAAUCCUUGCCAGAUAUCAGUUUGACCUCUGACCUCCUGACCAGGAAAGCUGCUGAUAAAAUGAAGACCAGCCUUAUUGAAUAUGCAAAUGCGUAUCUUUGUGGUGAACCAAUGGCAAUGGAGAUCGUAGAGUGGAUCCGCCUUCAUUUCAAGGAGUAUGCAAAUUAUGAGAACCAGCAGGAAAUGACUCCUGAAAGCCAAGGCCUAGGGACUUGUGUGACUUCAUUGCUGCGGCUUGAUCACAUGAGGGCUAAGGGUCGCUACAUCAAGACAUUGACAAGCUGGUGUGAAGAGCUAGGCAUCAUGGGAAGGAUAAUCUUCGUUGAGAGACUCAUCUUAAUCCUUCUUGAGGGUCAUCAGGCAAGAGUCAAGGAAUUUAUUCUUCGACUGAAAACACAGAAGGUUGAUGUGGAUUCAAGUGGGAAGGCGUGCAAGGAGAAAAUGAUGAGUGUGCUGAGUGAUAAGCCUACUGAUAAACACAGGUUUUCAUCCUUCGAGGUUUCAGAGAUGGGAAGUGUCCAGGAACUGAGAAAGUAUUUUGAUUCGCUGAAUUUAUCACAACUUUAUGACGAACAUCUUCAACCACUGUGUAGACAUCCAUUGCAGGGUGCCAUUAGAUGACAAGGUCAUCUCCAGGACACCAAUGAUCUCUUCCUGGUACUCUUGCCCAUUUACAUGAUCAGCUGAUUACAAGGUCACUCAGAAGGACACAUGUUUACUGAGGACGUGCACCAACAGUAGAUUUGAACUGUGGAGUCACUCAAAAACAUGGAAAUCACUCUAGGGAUAGUGCUUUAAGUCAUCACUAUAACGGUGCCUGGACACACUGCCUGUGACUGUUUGGUAAAAGAACAAUAAAUUAAUUUUAUUAAAAGAAAGUUUGAUUUUUUCUGUUUAUGGUACUCUUGUUACUAUCAUACAGAGGAAAUGACAAUUUUGUUUAAAAUAUUUUUGUGGAAGGUUUGUUUGCAUGCCUGUACUGAUUUUGCAUUCCACCACUGCCGUGCAGAUGGGGGGGGGGGGGGGGGGGCGUAGGGGCCCAUCACCCACCCCCCCCCCCCUGCAAGACCAAGAAACAAAGAAGAAAAGAGAGAACAGAAAUGGGUAAUGGGUGAAAUAAAAUAACAUUUUUGAAAUAGUAUGUCAAAAUCUGUCACAAAAUAUAUUUUGUAUUAAACAGGUCAAAAUUUUCAGUUGCUUGCUCCGCUCCAUGGCCUUGAGGAAGCGGAGGUGCUGGAGGUGCUGCAUGUAUUAUUGUUCAUAGGCAGCACCACCCUGGGGCCCGUUGCAUUAAACUUGUGCCAUAAAAUAAUUCUGGCAAAUAAACAAAAACUCUGGCAAAUAAAAUUAUGCUAUUGAUAAUUAUACAUUUAAAAAUUCUGGCAAAAAAAUUGCCCGAGUAUUUUAUGGCAAAAGUUUUAUGCAAUGGGCCCCAGGAAUUCAGGAAGGUGUGGAAAAAUUGAUAAAUAUAUUCCAAAUGACCUUCAUUUUGUAGUGGAACCCCCCAUUUUUUCUUGUUCAAAUUUCUCAGAACCUAAAUGGCCUCCAUUUUGUAGUGAUAACCCCCCCCCUUUUGUUUUAUUUUUUGCUCAUCAAAUUUAUAUCAGCACCCCUACACAAAAAAUCAUACCCCCAGACCAAUAAAACAAGGAAGAAAAGAGAAAACAGUAAAGAGUGAAAUGAAUAACAUUUUGUGAAUAGUAUUUCAGAAUCUAUCACAAAAUAUAUUUUGAGUUAAAAAGGUCAAAUUAAAAUUUUUAGUUGCUUGCUCCGCUCGCUCACAACUUUUUAGAAAUCUUGCUCCUCAUGCCGCAUCUGUUCUCGUUAAAAUGUUUGGCUCGUUACGCCACCGUACAACAUGUAGGGGAGGAAUAGGUAAGAGAACAGGUGGAAGAGAUAACAAGAGUGAGAGAGAGAGAUGCAUGAUUGUAAAUUAUGUGUGGGGUCAGGGUAUAUUGAUAAGGGGGUGGGGUGGGGGCAGGAGAAACAGGACUUUAUAUCUUUUUUUCUCCCUAUUGAAUAACUGGGGUAGAAAACUAAUUUAUCUCACAAUGGGUAGUACGUAUUUAACGACCAUGACCCCCUCUCUUGACACACCUAUUUUAAAUCCCUUCAUCUUUUUUUCUAGCUCUGCUCCCCCCAUUUUUCAUCUUGCCUACUAGAAAAUUUUAUAGCCGGGGAUGGUCGCCCCCCCCCCCCCCCGCCGCAGAUCCAUCGAGGGGGCCUAGAGGAGCCUUGAAAAGAUUAAAAAAAAAUUAAGGAAAAGGGUGAAAGGAAAGAGAGAGGAAAAGGAAGGAGUGGAGAUAGAGAAGAAGGGAAAGGGAGGAAAAGGAAGUGGAAAAUGGAGAGAUGAUACGAGGGAAUGUAAGAGUAGAAGGAUAUAAUGAAGGGAAAUGGAAGGG
Messenger RNA from Lytechinus pictus (painted urchin), 2753 nucleotides. RefSeq names its product RWD domain-containing protein 3-like. The coding region runs from base 136 to 972 and encodes 278 amino acids. The record is from RefSeq and is a predicted model, not a curated record. Gene Ontology annotation, biological process: positive regulation of protein sumoylation; positive regulation of hypoxia-inducible factor-1alpha signaling pathway. The transcript is spliced from 5 exons. Lineage: Eukaryota; Metazoa; Echinodermata; Echinoidea; Temnopleuroida; Toxopneustidae. Gene Ontology annotation, molecular function: protein binding.